UGACAAGCCUGCGAUGCUGCCUUCUUGAGUAGCAACUAUCCUCCAAAUCUGUCCCUCGCUCGGACCUGUCUCUCCUUUUCAGUCUGGAUCUGCAGUUCGUCGCUCCCUGUACCCCCCUUCCAGCAAUUAUUGUCUCGACGUCUCUCCUUUACAAGUCGCCCAAUUCGACCUCUCCUUCCGCUGUGAUACACAACUGGUCUCUCUGGGUAGAUGCACGGCAAACGCGUCAUCGCUGUCCUUCAGGCUCGUCUCGAAGCCUACUUUCCUUCUGAUCCGUGAAUCCAUCACAUUCUCCAGCUUUACCAUGAAAUGCGGGUGGCGGUUUAUACUAUGUUUUUUGUUUCUCUUAACAGUCUGUUUUGUCGCUCUCAAGCGCCAUCUCCAGGAUAUCUAUGAUCAGUACAGCGCGGGCGCGUACCUAGCCGAACUCCUGAAACAGCAUGGAUCGGGCUAUACUGUGCCAGUGCCGAAUCAUGGCAGUGUGGGAGACAAGGUGAUUGUGAUGGCCAAGUUGGAAGAGGAACACACCGAAUGGGUGGAGCAGGAACUACCAGACUGGCAACGCGCCAUCUACACAGUUAACCCAUCUCGGUCGUCCGAGGACAAGCACGUCCUGACGACACCGGUGAACAAAGGUCAUGAGUCCAUGGCCUACCUAACCUACCUGAUCGAUAACUACGACCAUCUACCAUCGACGAUCGUCUUCCUUCACUCCCACCGCUCGGGUUUCUUCCUCGCGUGGCACGUGGAUGCGCCACUGCACGACAAUGUAGCCGCCAUGAGAUCUCUCCAGCUCGACUUUGUCCAGCGGAACGGAUACGUCAAUCUCCGGUGUAACUGGAAUCCCGGCUGCGUGAAGUCGCAUCGGAAGAAUGCGCACGUCACGGAACAAGUGUUCAGGGAGAUCUUCGAGGGAACUAGCACUCCGCCCAGAAACACGACCAUUUCGACACCUGCGGACAACCCAACCAUCGCUGCUGCGUCCAGGAAUAAGCAGAAGUUCUUGGAGAUUCCCGAUAAUGUGGGAGCGGCCUGCUGCGCCCAAUUUGCUGUGUCGCGGGAUCAGGUCCUACAGCGACCGGUGGAAGAUUACAUCAAGAUCCGACAAUGGGUUAUCGAUACAGACAAGACCGAUGCGGCCAGCGGACGUGUCAUGGAGUUUUUGUGGCACGUCAUCUUUGGCAAAGAAGCCGUCUAUUGUCCUGAUUCGGAAGUCUGCUACUGCCAAGUAUAUGGCCAGUGCUGAAAAAUAAGGCCUCGACCAAGAAAUUCCCUGCCAGCCUCAACUUCCAUCUGCUUUCUUUCUGCCUCCUUACCAGCGUUCCGCCUCU
Paecilomyces variotii is the source of this 1331-nucleotide messenger RNA. RefSeq lists its product as hypothetical. The record is from RefSeq and is a predicted model, not a curated record. The transcript is spliced from 3 exons. NCBI's taxonomy places the organism in Eukaryota, Fungi, Ascomycota, Eurotiomycetes, Eurotiales, Thermoascaceae. Bases 305 to 1246 code for a protein of 313 amino acids.